AUGGGUGGGUACCGAAACUGGAACCAAAAAACGGAAAACUCCGCCAAGGUGAAGCAAAUGUUCGAGAAGCUAGUGACCAACACGCUAAAAAUCUUCGGAGAUAAUACGUCAAAGCGUAAAACAGAGGCUGAGCCUGAGGCUGUACAACUGAAUGCUGGCUGCGUAAGUGACCAAAGCUUCAUCAUCCGCAGCUUUGCGCCGAAUCGUGACAGGCUCCAAAACACUGCAGACAAGAUUCAGCUUGGUACCAUCCAUAAACUUCCGGCGAUGAGAAUAUUCGAUAGGGCAAGAAGAGGCCGAUCAAGUACUCCUAAAUCGACGCCGACGCCGGGAAAGGCGAGUAAGCAGGGAGCAUUGAUUGUCAAUUCACAACCAUACCGCAGUGGCUUGAAAGAUGCUGAGCUUCAGGAAAGUAUGAGUAUACUCCGUAUACAGUAUAGAGCAGACUGUGUCCGUUGA
Molecule: messenger RNA, 459 nt
Organism: Sclerotinia sclerotiorum 1980 UF-70
Lineage: Eukaryota; Fungi; Ascomycota; Leotiomycetes; Helotiales; Sclerotiniaceae
Exons: 4
Coding region: 1-459 (152 amino acids)
Source: RefSeq, a predicted model, not a curated record